AACCCGAACAACAACCACAACAACCACAACAGCUGCCCCAACAACAACCACAACAACUGCCCCAACAACGACCACAACAGCUGCCCCAACAACAACAACUACAACAACUGCCCCCACAACAACUACAGCUGCCCCAAGAACAACCACAACAACUGCCCCAACAACAACAACCACAACUGCAACCCCAACAACAACCACAACAACUGCCCCAACAACAAAAACCACAACAGCGGCCCCAACAACAACUACAACAACUGCACCCACAACAACUACAGCUGCCGCAACAACAACUACAACAACUGCCCCCACAACAACUACAGCUGCCCCAACAACAACCACAACAACUACCCCAACAACAACAAC
This is a messenger RNA of Oreochromis aureus, 363 nucleotides long. RefSeq names its product GATA zinc finger domain-containing protein 4-like. The transcript has a single exon. Lineage: Eukaryota; Metazoa; Chordata; Actinopteri; Cichliformes; Cichlidae. The annotation marks the transcript as partial. The record is from RefSeq and is a predicted model, not a curated record.